Molecule: messenger RNA, 537 nt
Organism: Gaeumannomyces tritici R3-111a-1
Lineage: Eukaryota; Fungi; Ascomycota; Sordariomycetes; Magnaporthales; Magnaporthaceae
Exons: 2
Coding region: 139-354 (71 amino acids)
Source: RefSeq, a predicted model, not a curated record
CAGUGAGCCAACCUGCUGCAGCUUGGAACGAGGCCAUGUCACUCUGCUGUGCGAGUAUCACGUCGGGGCACUCGAGCUCCUUUGUUGCUGUAUCAAACCAACCCUGCCAACAUCGCACCCCCUUCUGCACGUCAGAACAUGUGUGAGCUGUGUGCUGCUCGUGUGUGGGCGCGUGGGCGUGUCUUGGGGACCUCUCUGACCCCGCUCGGUCUGGUUUGCUUUUGGUUUCCUAUUACGUUUUUUAACGGUGCUCCCUCUCACGCCGUCGCAAAGAUCAACGAUACCAGGCAGUUCAUCCGCGUGCAGACAGGAUCUCUGGCAGGACGGCCCCUUGUCGGCUCGAGUAUCUAUUAAUCCAGGCCGGCUGCCCCUUUGUCGUCCAGCCUGGCCUUGGGCUAGAUUUCAACGUCUUGGACCCGGCCUUUGUGAUCGAUUUCAUUAUCAUCAAUCACACCUAAGAAUCGACAUCCCCAUAAAAGUGCAUCGCCAGUUGGCACCCACACCGCCUGGCUGCACUAGCGACACCCCGAAGAAGCC